AAGGUAGCAGCCGUGAGGCCCAACGGAGCAAGCGCCGCCACCCACCUGGCCCUUCCUGGACCCGGCGCCGCAACGCAAAGCGCACGAGGGUUUCCACCGCCGCCUCUGCCUCGCCCUCGCGCCGUUUCCCUUGUUUCAGUUCGAAGGGCUUCCCUUGCGGACCACCCCUCGCAUACGGAGCGCGGCGCCGAGCUCAUCCCUUGUCGGAGCAUGGCCACCACGACGGCGCCGGAGGACGCCGCGGCCAAGGGGGCUAAAGGAGACGGCAAUAUGAAGCGGAACAACGAACAUGGGGGAGGCGGCGGCGGAGGUAAUAAAGGGCAGAAGCGGAAGAAGAAGGAGGUCUUCAUCUACGGCAACUACAGGAACUACUACGGCUACCGGAUUGAUCGUAAUGUUGGUGAAGAUCCUCGCCUUGAGGUAUUCAAGAAGGAGUGGUUUGAAGGCAAGGAUUGCCUUGAUAUUGGUUGCAACCAGGGCUUGGUAACAAUUGACCUAGCAAUGAAAUUUGAAUGUCGAAGCAUGCUUGGAGUUGAUAUUGAUUCAGGUUUGAUUGAGACUGCUAAGUGGAACCUACGAAGGAUAUCUCGAGUGGAUAAGGUGGCUACGAAAAAUGUUAAAGCUCAAGAGUCAUUAAAUUCUCCAUCUCCAAGCUCUCUGGAAGAAGUGGCAUCUGAGAUGUCAAAUGAGAUUAGUUAUAACUCUAAACACCAUGAUCUUUUUCAAACUGUCUCUUUUCGAUGUGAAAAUUUUGUAGAGAGUCUGCACGGAUGUUCAGAACAGUAUGACACCAUACUCUGCUUGAGUGUGACAAAAUGGAUCCACCUGAACUGGGGUGAUGAUGGCCUAAUUACUUUAUUCGUGAAGAUCUGGAGGCUUCUAAGGCCGGGUGGGGCUUUUAUCAUGGAGCCUCAACCUUGGACUUCAUACAAGAGAAACAGAUUAGUUUCUGAGGUUGCCAAAGGAAACUUCAACACCAUCUGUGUAUAUCCUGAGAAAUUUCGAGAGAUACUUCUAGACAAGGUGGGAUUUAGGUCAGCAGAGGUGAUUAUGGGCAGAUUGGUGGGUACCGUCACUGGUUUUGACCGUCCAUUAGAAGUUUACCACAAAUGAUGAAACUGGAUCACGGAGCUCAGAUGCACAUGUGCUGACCAAAUGAUUAUGUGGGGCUUGGAAAUUCUCUCUAACUGAGCAAGUACGACGAUAAAGGCUUUGCAUGGUGCUGGAUUUGCAAUUGCAGAAGGGACUAUUUGGAGGUCAAAGGAUCAUGAUGGAAGAGUAGUGAUACGAUGGUGUGUUCUCUACAUCAAAGUUUUGGGAAUUUUGUAAAAUGGUUCUGUUAUUGUAUAAAAUGGAUAAUGCAUACCCUUAUCCCGAAGGAGAAAAAAGGACUUGCACGAGUAUCAUAUUUUGCCUGCUA
Messenger RNA from Phragmites australis (common reed), 1420 nucleotides. RefSeq names its product probable RNA methyltransferase At5g51130. Gene Ontology annotation, molecular function: O-methyltransferase activity; snRNA binding; RNA methyltransferase activity. The transcript has 8 exons. The coding region runs from base 211 to 1113 and encodes 300 amino acids. The record is from RefSeq and is a predicted model, not a curated record. Gene Ontology annotation, biological process: snRNA modification. NCBI's taxonomy places the organism in Eukaryota, Viridiplantae, Streptophyta, Magnoliopsida, Poales, Poaceae.